UCCGUGUCUGGCCAGUACGUGGCCAUCAGCGAUCCCGUGUUGUUCUGCUUUUGGCGUGCUCAGCUUUUUGAACUUCAACAUGUUUCGAUUUUGUCUGUUGAUUUCGCUCCUGGCGCUGAUUCGUGGCGGUCCCAUCCCGAACAACCCGAUCAACACCACCAUCUUCAACAUUGAGUCGUUCUUCGAGCACUCGCUCGGAAACCUGGCCGGUUCCUUGAUAUCCCACCACAAAGCGAACUCCACCGAGCACUACCAAUCGGCGGACGGCAGCGUACAGGCCGAGGUCGAACCACUAAAUCUGUCCCUACUCCAGGGAAUCGCCUUCCACCCUAGCAAUCACCAACUGAUCACGGAACAAGCGACCACGCUGUUCAACAACGCCACCGAAGAAGUCGACCUGGUCAAGGUUGAUCUAGCUCUGGCGACGACUAGCAGCAACAACACGCUCAAGUCGAUCCCGUCGACGAUCGUCAGCGGAACUACGGCUAUAACUACGGAGCAAGUGACCACAACUACUUCGAGUUCUAGUACGACGACAACGACGACGGCGGCUCCCACAACCAAGAGCGUCCCAGUGGUCAUCGUAACAGCGGUGACCGAGUCGGCAACCACAGCUGGUAACGUUACGACGGAAGCAGCGAAACCGUCUACGACGGAUGACGUCAGCGUCAAGAUUAAGGAGGUCGAAGCGGAACCGGUGAUACUUUCCAGUGGGGUUUAGUUUUGGCGCUGUGAUUACUUUUGGUGUAACUUAUUCCAAUAAAACAAAUUAUUGUUAUUUUGUA
Messenger RNA from Culex quinquefasciatus (southern house mosquito), 785 nucleotides. Its product is annotated as cell wall integrity and stress response component 3. The coding region runs from base 80 to 721 and encodes 213 amino acids. NCBI's taxonomy places the organism in Eukaryota, Metazoa, Arthropoda, Insecta, Diptera, Culicidae. The transcript is spliced from 2 exons. The record is from RefSeq and is a predicted model, not a curated record.